Armigeres subalbatus is the source of this 965-nucleotide messenger RNA. Its product is annotated as mitochondrial inner membrane protease ATP23 homolog. The coding region runs from base 130 to 921 and encodes 263 amino acids. The transcript has 3 exons. Gene Ontology annotation, biological process: mitochondrial proton-transporting ATP synthase complex assembly; mitochondrial protein processing. The record is from RefSeq and is a predicted model, not a curated record. Gene Ontology annotation, molecular function: metalloendopeptidase activity. Lineage: Eukaryota; Metazoa; Arthropoda; Insecta; Diptera; Culicidae.
AUUUGGUUUGUUUUGGUACCUAAUUUUCAUGCAUAUGUUACAUCAGAGUACUAAUCACCAGCUAAUCACAAGUUUUAGGCAAAGUUAAGAUUUCGUUAGAUUUUUACUAAAGUCCUUUCCAUUUAUGUAAUGUCUGAGAAAACUUCGUCUGAUAAAUCUAAUCAAAAAGGAACACCGCCUAUCCCGAACGCGGUAAUCGACCGACGAAAUGACGACGGAGGAAAACAGUGGGGCUAUGACUUAUAUCCGGAGCGGCGUGGUGAAAAAUACAAACCUAGCUGGGGUCGGGUGCUGCUCGGAAUAGAAGGUACCGAGAAUCUGGACAAAAUCAAAUGCGAACGCAACGUUUAUUCAUGCAUCAAGAACAGCCCCAUGGUUAAACUUAUGAUGGGCGCUUUAAAAAGUUCGGGAUGCGCGAUUGACAUCCGACGGCAUAUCGCCUGCGAGGUGUGCGAUGUGUCCGUUAGCGGGGGUUACGACCCAGUGUUGAAUCAAGUUGUAGUUUGCCAGAAUAUUGCACGCAACGAGGGAAUCGUUCAGGGGGUGCUAACACACGAGAUGAUACACAUGUUCGACUACUGCCGCAACGAUUUGGACUUCAAGAACAUUGAUCACCUGGCCUGCACAGAAAUCCGGGCAGCCAACCUAACGCACUGUUCAUUCUUGAGUGCCUGGACGCAAGGUGAUGCUUCGCCCUUCAAGAUCAAACAAGCACAUCAGGAUUGCGUUAAAACAAAGGCAUUGAACUCGGUACUGGCGGUGAGAAAAGUUACACCGGAAGAAGCAAUCGACGCAGUCGAGAGAGUUUUUCCCAAAUGCUACAACGACUUGGAACCGGUUGGUCGCCGGAUACGAAGAAAUUCGAAAGACAUGUUCAAAGCUUACAUGGAAGGCCCUAUGUAUGGAUAUGAUGUUGAUUGAUUGGUAAGUUUUGUGCUUAGUAAAUUCUUCACAUUUUAAUAGUA